Carlito syrichta (Philippine tarsier) is the source of this 1773-nucleotide messenger RNA. Its product is annotated as IQ and AAA domain-containing protein 1. The transcript has 14 exons. The record is from RefSeq and is a predicted model, not a curated record. Gene Ontology annotation, molecular function: ATP hydrolysis activity; ATP binding. NCBI's taxonomy places the organism in Eukaryota, Metazoa, Chordata, Mammalia, Primates, Tarsiidae. The annotation marks the transcript as partial.
AGUCCACAUCCUCUCUUUAAUAAAGUCAGUACUACAAUAAUCCAGGCCGAAAAGGUGAACCGUCUGCGGAAUGAGGUACAAAUAAAGCAUGAAGAAGACUACAAGGAAGCCAUAGUUACAAUCAAGAAUGACCUGAGAUUAACAGAAGGUCCAGAUAUCAAGGAGAGCCUUCAAGACCAGAUUCGACAUUGGUUCAUUGAAUGCAGGAAUUUAACUGGCACAUUUCCUGACUACCCUUCUAUAGAAGAAGGCGGUUCGGCUAUUAUUUUUUCUGAAAAGACCACACAACAGGUUAUUGAUGAUAUCAUUGCAAGUCAAGAAGAGGAGGAAAAAAACGAAAAGAAGAAAGAAAAGAAAAAGGAAAAAAAACCCAAGAUAGCCAAAAAAGGAAAAAAAGGAACAAAGGGAAAAUAUAAGGAAGAAGAUGAGGAGUGGAAAAUGUCACCAAGUGUUUUCCUUCAUGCAAUGGAGGAAGAAAAUAACAUAUACAAAGAAAUGUGGAUGAAUAAAGAUGAAUCUUGGAAUUUCCCUCAGGACUAUGAUCCAGAAAUGAUUAAAGAGGAGAAACGGAAAGAAUUAAAGUCAGAAAUAAGGGUGCAGGUUGAUGAAUUGAUGAGACAGGAAUUAAAAAACUUAAAACUGAUUGUGGACAGAGAAAAGGAACAUCCAGCCAAAACAGGAAAGAAGAAAGGGAAAAAAGGGAAGAAAGGCAAAAAAGGGAAGAAGGAUAAAGAUCUGACAGCUGACAGGACCAUCGAGUCUCUAUAUAAGGAACUGGUGGAAGAAGGAUUACUGAUCCCAGCUCUGAAAGUCAACCUCUCUGAAUUCAUUGGUGAGUACAGCUACCUGGGGACCACCCUUCGCCAGGUGUCCAUAGAACCCAUGCCUUCUCUCCUGGACGUCAGACAGCUCAUCACCUUGUACGGAAUCUUGCCUUUAGGUUCUGCAGCAGUGCAUGAGAAAGCACCUUUGGUGAAAUCACUGCUGUUGGUCGGGCCAGCUGGGGUGGGGAAGAAAAUGCUGGUCCACGCCAUCUGUACCGAAACGGGAGCCAACCUCUUCAACUUGUCUUCAUCAAACAUUGCCAGGAAGUACCCUGGCAAAAAUGGCCUACAAAUGAUGCUGCAUAUAGUCUUCAAGGUGGCUCGGCAGCUCCAGCCCUCUGUGGUAUGGAUCGAAGACACAGAAAAAACCUUCUACAAAAAAGUUCCCAUCGCAGAAAAGAAGAAUGACCCUAAACGUCUGAAAAAACAGCUUCCAAGAAUUCUGAAACUCCUGAAACCGGAAGAUAGGAUUCUAAUUGUGGGGACAACACAGCGUCCUUUUGAUGCUGAACUUCAAUCUUUCUGCAAAGUUUACCAAAAAAUUAUUUUGGUUCCCAGACCAGACUAUGCUUCCAGAUAUGUUUUGUGGAAACAAAUCAUUCAACGCAAUGGAGGAGACCUUACUAAUGCCUUGAAUAUCAGUUGCCUUGCAAAAGUCACUGAUGGCUUCACCCAAGGACAUAUAGUCAAAGUGGUUAAAGAUGUGCUCACAGACCGGCGAAUCCUGCAGCAAGCUCAUAAACCACUCACUGCAGUUGAGUUCAUUAUGGCAAUGACCAGCAUGAACCCAGUGUACAAAGAGGAAGAAGAGAGCUUUAAGAACUGGUAUGCCAAAACCCCUCUGGGUAAAAAGCGUGUCUUGGCCUUAACAGGAGGUGACACAGACAAGGCCAAGGAUAAAGGGAAAAAGAAAGGAAAGAAAGAAAAAAAGGAGAAAAAGAAAAAGUAA